Pistacia vera is the source of this 736-nucleotide messenger RNA. RefSeq lists its product as uncharacterized. The transcript has a single exon. NCBI's taxonomy places the organism in Eukaryota, Viridiplantae, Streptophyta, Magnoliopsida, Sapindales, Anacardiaceae. The record is from RefSeq and is a predicted model, not a curated record. The coding region runs from base 93 to 707 and encodes 204 amino acids.
CCACUCUGCUCCUUCCUUCCUUGCCUCCAAAGACAAGUUAUGCUCCAUCCCACACACAACAAACACUAUUUUUAACACUUUGACGCCACGCCAUGAACAUCAAAAACUACAACACCAUCGACAUAGUUCUUCCCCACCUUCAAACUUUCCCCGCAACAAUGUCUAACUCAACACCAUACAGAAAGCCAAAUACCACUACCAUUCACAUCAUGGCACUCGAUGGUAUCAUUAACGUUAACUCCUUGUUCACUUUGGGACUCUUCGUCGGCCUCUCGUUGUAUCCUAAUCCCUCCACCACUCUCGUCUCUGUUUCAUGCUCUCCAGGACCCGCCGUCUUCGAGAAUUUAGUUGCAUUCCACGUCUACUCCUUCAGUUCUUUUCUCUUCUCAAGUCUUAUAGCCUCUGCUUUAAAGCAAGCUAUCAAGUUUACGAAUAGUAGUGUAGAAAGCCAGUUACGUGGUGUUGGUUUGACAAUGGUUGAGGUCAACUUAAUAUUGUUGCGGGUGGGGAUUCUUCUUUCGGGUGUUGGGUCAGUUUCUGGGUGUGGGUUCUUGACGAUGGCUUUGGUGAAUUUGGUUCAGGUUAAGUUAGGGGUCUUGGAUUGUAAGAGUUUUCAUACUUUGGCUGCAAUAUGUCCUCUUGUGACUUUGGUCCCUUUGGCACUUGUUUUUUAUGUUUGUUUAGUGCUUUAUGCUUUUAUUCGCUGAAGAUUUAUAAAUAAUGAACACUGUUUUUG